Messenger RNA from Laccaria bicolor S238N-H82, 633 nucleotides. RefSeq lists its product as uncharacterized. NCBI's taxonomy places the organism in Eukaryota, Fungi, Basidiomycota, Agaricomycetes, Agaricales, Hydnangiaceae. Bases 1 to 633 code for a protein of 210 amino acids. The transcript is spliced from 2 exons. The record is from RefSeq and is a predicted model, not a curated record.
AUGGGCCGUGAACAUGAGGCAGCCACUUUCCCCUGGAUCGCUUCACACGGCCAAAAGCCACUGAACGGUGCCGCCGGGCCAGAACCAUUGUUCGCGGCGCCCAAAAAGUGGAUCACGCAUCGCUUAAAUACCCUCUAUCUCCAAGAUUCAUCAAUCAUUAUCAACCCCUCUGCGCUACUUGAACUUAUCAUGCUAUCCACUAUCAAGCCAACCUCCACCAUGACCAUUGAACUCGACGACUCUGGCGAUGAAUUCGAUACCUCAGACACGCCCCGCUUUAUCAAUAAGUACCCAAAUAUCCACACUAUUCCCCGACCCCUCACAGGAUAUAUACCUAUGUGGCAGCGCAAGUUUGCAGGGUCCAAUCGCGUAGAGCGAUGUCGCCAACGCCGGGCAUGUAAUGGAGCAGGCGAAGUGCUGCAGAGUAUCACAGCCGCUCCGACGUUGAUGCAGUCUAGCUUCGAGGAACUCAGGUUGGAGUGCUACCUUCAAUCUCUCGUGGCUAAAGGAGGCCCGCCUGCUUGCGCCGAGCCUGGUAAACCCUUGAGCGCUCUUCCGCCCAUGUACCAAGCGUUCGUUGAUAAUCAGCCGGGAGAUUAUCUAGACGCGGUUAUGGAGGCGCCGAACGCAUGA